UCUGUCCUUUGUUCUGUUCUUUGGUUACAGAAUCAUAAUAUUAAAAAAUAAAAUAUUUUGAAAUUGGUAUAUAAUUUUGAAAAAUUUAAACAUAAACAUAAAAUGGUUGUUUUUAGUACCCUAAGAUCUCUUUUGCGAUUACAAUUGAAUGCCUCAAAAAAUGCGGUUGUUAGUCGUUCUAUGUCAGAGCAUAGGACUUUUCCACUUACUCCUUCUAGAUGGCAAUGGAACAAAUUUAAAGACCUUACCCACUUUUAUAUUCUCAUUGGAAUAAUUCCCUGUACCCUAGGGGUGGCAUACGCAAACAUUUUUAUUGGUCCUGCUACUCUUUCUGAAAUACCUGAAGACUAUGAACCUAAAUACUGGGAAUAUUAUAAGAAUCCAGUUACUAGAUUUAUUGCUCGUUACAUACUCACCAAUCCUCAACAAGAUUAUGAAAAAUACUUAGCUCACAUUUUUAUGGAAGAUGAAAGGAGAAGAUUAAGAAUGUUGGAAAGGGACGUUAAACAAAAAAUGGCUGAACGUCAAGAUUAUCAAGCUUAUUAUUACAGACCUGUUUUGGCUAAAUACCACAGAGUUACGAGGGAAGCCGCUCAAGAAUUGGAAAAUCUUCGUGGUGAUUAAAAUAAUGUAUAUAAUUUUAUUAAUAGUAGUACCUAUAUUUAUUUAGUUAAAUAAA
Molecule: messenger RNA, 679 nt
Organism: Anoplophora glabripennis (Asian longhorned beetle)
Lineage: Eukaryota; Metazoa; Arthropoda; Insecta; Coleoptera; Cerambycidae
Gene: ND-SGDH
Product: NADH dehydrogenase [ubiquinone] 1 beta subcomplex subunit 5, mitochondrial
Exons: 4
Coding region: 103-624 (173 amino acids)
Source: RefSeq, a predicted model, not a curated record